AUGGACUGGCACGACCCUGAUUGUCGCCGGAUAGAUCCAAUCCCGUUCGACGGCAAAUUAUGGACUUGCCAAGCCUGCGGAACAAUUGGUCCUCUUGAAUUCUCCGUUGACCAUGUUGCCGACCCUGUCGCUGCGUCUGUCAAUGAAGAGGAAGAGCACCCAUCAGAGGCUAUCGCACCGUUAUCGUGGCCAUCAUGCGUCAAUUACCUGACCGAGACAUCCGAAGAGAAUAUAAAAAAAGUCUUACAGGAAGUCAAGGCCAGCCAGGGCAUGGUUUGUACUGGCAUUACCCACCAGACCGCUACAGUGAGCGAUGCUUACGGGCGAGAAAUCCAAGCGGUGAUCUAUCCUGAGUUCACAAAAGCCUCACACAUAAGGAUCCUGGAGCUUCUUCCUGCAUCUCUUGAGAAGGCGCUUGAGGGUCGCCUACUGGUAGUUGACGUGGACAAGCCGCCUGCUUACGAGGCUCUGUCAUACACCUGGGCUAACGCUGACAACGAUGCCUCUCUUUGCCAACGUAUAUUCAUUGGACGGGGCAACAGGGCUCUACCAAUUACCUCGAGCUGUCAUCAAGCGCUUCGUCAUUUGCGCCAAGAACUAGAAUCAGUCUUCGUCUGGGUAGAUUCGAUUUGUAUCAACCAGUCUGAUCUCGAUGAAAGAUCAUAUCAGGUCGCCAUGAUGGAUGACAUCUUCUCCAAGGCAACCGUUGUUCAUGCCUAUGUUGGGGAGAAUCAAGACAAUGGUAUCAAUGCCAUCUCUCUUCUCAAGGGUAUUGCUGAGUCAACCGACCCAAGAAUGACACAAUUUGCAAAUCAUGCAUCAAUAAUACUGGACCCAUUCUUUGAGCGACCAUUCUUUUCGCGUCUAUGGGUGGUGCAGGAAGUCCUGCUCGCUCGAACCGUUGUUUUGCAUUGUGCUGAUGAGUCAACACCAAUCACAUUCAAUACGAUAGCCAAGGCUCGCAUAAGCGGCGUUGUUGUCCCGUGGUGGACUACGCAUAUUGGGACGAUUGGCCCGUACGUCAAGAGUGACCUCGUGAAGGUCCUCGCUGCGACCGCCUCAUGUCGCAUGACGGACCUACGUGAUAAGAUCUAUGGCCUACUUGGACUAGUUGAUCUAGAAGAAGCCGACAUCUUGAAAGCAAACUACAAUCUUAUGGUUCGUGAAGUAUACAUUGGAACUGCCGCAUACCUCAUACAGCGCAAGGGAAGACCCGAAAUCCUCGAACUUACAGAAUCGUUAACCAACAUGAAGCAACGUAAAACUUAUGGCAUUCCUAGUUGGGUUCCCAUGUGGGAUCUACAAGAGAGACCAUUCGUCGUGGCUGACAUUUCCCAGAGGUUAGGUGAUAUUCAGAAUGGUAUAAACGAAGCGUCAGAUAGGAUCGCUGCUCUAUUGGUACCUAGUUCGACAUCAUCUCAACCCAUCUGGAGCCGCUCGAUGAAAUCCCUUCGCAAGAACGUCACGCUUUCGACCUCUGAAAUUGAGACAGGAGAACCAGACCCGGAAAGAUAUUACAGAGCCGUGGAUGCUGAAACAGGCUGUCUCAUUACGUCGGGAUACGAGAUUGCAGAGUUGAAACGUACCGACUUCAUUCGCUUGUCGCCAAACAGCACAAUUGAUGGUGUCCAUAGAGAGAACCAUUACCGAGUGCUUCGCCAAGGCGUGGUAACCCUCGCCGUCAGUGGUCCAAUGGCAACUUUACGAAACACACCAGAACGAAUCCUGGUGUCGAGUGAUUUCCUGGCUUUGGUCAAGAUCCCAGGCUGCAAAACACUCUUUGUCGCUGACAAACAUAUCCGUCGAGACAACGUCAUUACGUAUAAGCUUAUCUACCCAUGCGCAUCUGCAAUCAUAUACUCGAUAGGCAAGCAGCAUCUCUACAGUAAACAUCCGGAAUUCGACAGAACAUGUAUCCUCGAAGCAACCUAUCCCUUGACCCUGGAUAUUAUUACGUUCCUGUACCAAUGGAGAUAUCUAAUUCAACCAAGGGAAGACGGAUUGAUCACAUGCAACUCAGCUGAUUCGUUUCUGAUGAAUCAACGUAUGGACGCCAUGAACCUUUAUUCCAGAUAUGCGGUCAUCACUGAGAUCGAAUCACCAUCUGUUUCGGAAGAUGAUGUCACUGCUUGGAGGCUCCAACUUGAAGAAGACCCAGACUGGACCAGCAAGCACGAGUCAUCGUUGGUCGACGAUUUCUUUACAGAGCUUUUGGGACUUGAGCAUUUUUGGAGCGUGCAAAUCUUUGAAAAAUUGGCCGAAUUAGACUUGAGCGCAGCACAGGACGACCUGACCUAUUGUGGUAAGGUUCUGGAAACCUUCUCUACGGUUGACGAUUCCCAGAAGCAACCGCACAGACGGAAAGAAAAGUCUGGCAAAAUCGAGGCUGAGAUAAGUGGCUGGAAAGCUGCCUGGGGUCUUCUUUUCAAACGGUUCAAUGGAUUAAUCUCGAUAGCCCUCAAGCAAGAAUCGAGUUUAUUCCCUAGAUCAGUUGACGACAUCUUUGAGUUGCCUGAGUCAUGGCUGGGAUCGUAUAAGAACAAACAGGAACUCGUUGGAGUUCUAAGAGAGAGAUAUAUGCGUUGUACAAGGUUGUUGUCUUGGACAAUUGAUUCCGCUCAGGCUUUCAAGGAUGCAAUGGAAGCUUUGGAGGGCCGGCGAGAAAUAUUAGGCAUGUUUGGGGUGGGAAGAGAAAACGAAAAGAUUAUAAUUGAGUGA
Molecule: messenger RNA, 2718 nt
Organism: Fusarium coffeatum
Lineage: Eukaryota; Fungi; Ascomycota; Sordariomycetes; Hypocreales; Nectriaceae
Exons: 2
Coding region: 1-2718 (905 amino acids)
Source: RefSeq, a predicted model, not a curated record